ACCUUGCUUUAUAUUGUAGCUCCAUUUUUCUCUCAAUUUUGUCAUCACAUAGGGACACACACAAUUGUUAUCAUACAUGGCAACUUUCAAUUUCCAUUUUCCACUUCUGCUAAUUAUACUCAUUAUAAUUUCAUCAGGAGUAAAAGUAACAGAAUCUGUGAGAAUUUUUACCAUAAUAAACUAUUGCAAAGAGACAAUAUGGCCUGCAAUUACUCCAGGUGAGAAUUUCAACGGAGGUGGAUUUGACCUAAAACCAGGCCAAUCCAUUGUCUUCACUGCCCCUGUCGGAUGGAGUGGCCGUAUAUGGGCUCGAAACGGUUGCAACUUCGACAAAAACGGCAAUGGAACAUGCCAAACUGGAGCAUGCGGUUCAUCCUUAAAGUGUUCCGGCGCCGGUCAAACCCCCGCGUCACUAGCUGAAUUCACCCUAGCCGCACUCGACUUCUAUGACGUCAGCCUUGUCGACGGAUUCAAUUUACCGUUAGUUGUUACACCAAUUAACGGUAGCGGAAAUUGUAGCGUUGCUGGUUGUGUUUCUGACCUGAGGCCUAAUUGUCCAGCCGAGCUCGCCGUUAAGUCAAAGGGGAAGGCCAUCGCUUGCCGGAGUGCGUGUGACGUGUUUAAUACCGACGAGUAUUGUUGUAGAGGACUUUAUGGUAAUCCUGUAGUAUGCCAACCUACAUAUUACUCCAAGAAAUUUAAAGAGGCAUGCCCUACUGCUUAUAGUUAUGCAUAUGAUGAUCCUACAAGCAUUUUUACUUGCUCCGGUGCUGAUUAUGUCGUCUCCUUUUGUAGCUCGAGGGACCAACAGGUUUGCACAUAUCAUGAUAAGAAGCUUGUUUGUGGUGGAACAACUAGUGGAGGAUCUCAAGGAUUAAAAUCAUUGUUCGGAAGAUGGAUGACUGUGAUGCUUGUAUUGACAUUAUUGGUUAAUUGGUGGAUGAUAUAGUAUUUGAAAUGUGUUGUUUAAUGUAGAUUGUUUUUGGAUAAUCAAUUAGUGAACUGUUUGAUUCUUUUGACAAUCAAAUUAAAAAUAUCUUUGGAGCUUGUGUAAAGGAUUUGCUCUUCCUUUAAUUUGCACACAGACAUUGUCUUGUU
Messenger RNA from Mercurialis annua (annual mercury), 1098 nucleotides. Its product is annotated as pathogenesis-related thaumatin-like protein 3.5. Gene Ontology annotation, cellular component: extracellular region. NCBI's taxonomy places the organism in Eukaryota, Viridiplantae, Streptophyta, Magnoliopsida, Malpighiales, Euphorbiaceae. Gene Ontology annotation, biological process: defense response. The transcript has 3 exons. The record is from RefSeq and is a predicted model, not a curated record. Bases 77 to 949 code for a protein of 290 amino acids.